AUGCCCAUGGAGGUGGCAGCCGAAUUCGCGCGGCCUUUGAGCCUGGACACGGACUCGAGCGAGAGUGGCUCUACCGUGAGGAGCAAAAAGCUCUGGAGAAGGAAGUCGCAAACAAGAAGCAGCUUUUCGCAGCUCAGUUUGACCAGCGACACCGAUGAACCGGCGCCGAAGACGCAGGCGAUCGACGGCAGAAUGAGAGGACGCCCGCCCUCAGUGGGCAAGUACGUCGGCCUCAAGAAAGCCCAGUUGGAGCGUGACAGGCUACAACGAGAAGCGGCGCGGAAAGACGCAGAGAAGGAGCUGGAGGACCAGCUGCAAUUUAUCAAGUCGCCGGUCCCCCCCAGAAUAUCAGACACCGAAGAGGACCGUCCAGUACUGAAGGAAGACCUCCGUAAGUGCACCCAGGUUGUUCGCAAUGUCGUGAGGAAGUCAGGCAACCUAAAAGGCACUUCCCAGAAGGCGCUUAACUGGGUCACGGACAAGAUCGUGAAGUACGUGGAACAGCCUGAGUCCGCUGUCAUUGCGCGCCUCGAGGAGGAAAUAAAGAAGUGGCAGGAACACAGUGCCCGUCUUGAAGCCAACAUGAAGGCCAUGAAGGAGGAGAAUGCCACCCUAAAACGACGCCUCGAAGACCUGGAGGCGUCCGCAAACAAGUCAUCGACGGAGGAGAUGCUGGCGAUGGUGGAAGCGAGGGUCCAAGCCAGGCUGGAGUCGGCCCUGAUGGGGCCAGCCCAAAGGCCCACCCUAGCCCACGAAAGAAGAACCGCCACCGGGGACACACAACUCCCCGUGACGAGCGGAUACGUAGGAGGGGCGCCGAACCCAAAACCGGCCAAAGGCAAGGGAAAAAGGAAAGAGAAGGGAGCAGCCCAACCCGCUCCCGCUUCCCUCCCGCCCCCCUCCCUGCUCCAGUCGCUGGGCCCUCCAGUGCGCCGCCACAACCCGUCGCGGGUCCCUCCACGGCCCCGGCGACUACGACGGCAUCGACGGGCAAAGAAGACCCAGGACCGAAGGAGAGAGACGCCGAAACAAAAGCCCCAAAAGGGCAAGAAGAACGGACCGCCUCCAGCCCAACCCGCUCCAGAGCCCCGCGUGCUGCCGCCAGCCCCGGCUAACGUGGACACGCCGUGGGUCGAGGUGGUCAGAAGAAAGAAGAAGGGGAAGCCGGCAGCAGCGCCAACAAACAGCACGCAGCCGCCGAAACCGACGCGCCGGAAGGAGCCAAAACUGCGGCCGCCACGUUCUGCGGCCGUAGUCAUCUCUCUCACACCAGCAGCAAUUGCGAAGGGCCUAUCUUACAAGAGCGUCCUGACGGACGCCCAAAAUAAGGUAGACCUCACCGGCCUUGAAAUAAGCAAGAUGAGGCCAAAGUUUGCGGCCACGGGCGCCCCAAUGUACGAGGUGCCCGGGGCGAAUUCUGAAGAGAGGGCCGACUCCCUCGCCGCAAGGCUGAGGGAGUGUUUCGCGGGGUCGGAAGAUAUCAAAAUCUCCCGGCCCACGAAGACCGUGGAACUGCGGCUAAGUGAGCUGGACUAUACAGCCACCCCAGAAUCAGUCGCAGCGGCCCUCUCCAAGGCCG
Manduca sexta (tobacco hornworm) is the source of this 1579-nucleotide messenger RNA. RefSeq names its product serine/arginine repetitive matrix protein 1-like. The annotation marks the transcript as partial. The record is from RefSeq and is a predicted model, not a curated record. The transcript has a single exon. NCBI's taxonomy places the organism in Eukaryota, Metazoa, Arthropoda, Insecta, Lepidoptera, Sphingidae.